Molecule: messenger RNA, 522 nt
Organism: Ylistrum balloti
Lineage: Eukaryota; Metazoa; Mollusca; Bivalvia; Pectinida; Pectinidae
Exons: 2
Coding region: 1-522 (173 amino acids)
Source: RefSeq, a predicted model, not a curated record
AUGGGAUGUAAUAACUCGAAGACGGAUGAAAAUACACGAGAUAGAUGGAUUUUCCCUUGUUGGAUAAAGAGAAACAAGGUCGCAUCAAUCAACAUUCCUACUCGAGGGGAGGUCGCGACAUCGCUAGAAUUGAGUGUUACUCUGAACGCAAUACGUAAAACAGAACAGACAGCUUUGAUGCAACUGAAGGAGCAGGGAGUUGUCCCCAGGAAGGGAGAGGGAGGAGUGGCUUUUGUAUUGCAAAUUGAAGGUGAAUCGGAAGCCACUUCGAUUUCUUCCACUCUCCCUGGUGUUCCAGAGUACAAAACGAAAUAUCCCCAGUACACCACAUACUCAUGGGAGGCGUGUCGAGCUGCAACAUACGGCCCUCCUCGACGACUUCCUCCAAUAAACAGAGCAUCUAUUGACGCCAAACAGGAACGGGCAAGACGCAACAGGGAAAAGAAGACAGCAGAGAGGAAAGCCAAAUGGGCCAAAAGCUACGCAAGAGUACAGUCAACCAUGCAGAAGUCAAAUGCAUAA